GCCAGGUUGCAGGAGCUCAGACACCGCUCUGUUCUGAACACAGAGCUCACUCACACUAACAGUCUUCUUAGGGAUUUUUAUUUUUUUUUUUUACUAACAACUUUUCAUAGUCAGUAACAAACAAGAAAUAGUGAUCAAGUUCUGAAACCCUGUGUAAACUUCACUUUGAUUUUGUAUUAUUAUCUAAAACGUGUUGCAAAUUGUACUGAAGCGUACAACUUUUGAACAAGUGGAUAAAGUUUUUUUUCGCUGCGCAGGAGUGGAAAAUAUACUCUGUAGGUCUGAAUUUAAAUCAUUUUUCUGCGUUAGGUAGCUAAAGUGAAAUCGACUCGUGAUGGUUCUCCUGUCACUAUGCGUAGCUAUAGCUGGAAUUAUUCUGAGUCUGACUUCAGCUGACAAGGCUGGCGAUGUAGAAAAAGAAGAGUUUCUCAAGAACAGGCUGCGAGAGUACGGUCUGAUCACGCCCAUCAGCACCGACGCGGAGGGGCACUUCCUGUCGCACCUCCUCUCGGCCAAUCACAAGCAGCGGGUCAAGAGGGACGUGCAGCAGGGGCCAGGGAGCGCGAGCGAGGAGAGACUGUUUUUCAACGUCACGGCCUUCGGGAGGGAGUUUCACCUGAGGCUGCAGCCCAACCGCAGGCUCAUCGCCCCCGGCGCCAUGGUGGAGUGGCACGACGAGCCGGAGGGGGCCGGGAACGACGGAAACGCCACGGGGAACGGCACCCGGUCCGGCGCGGAGAGGGUACUGAAGAGGGAGCUGCUCCAGACCGACUGCACUUUCAUCGGAGAUAUCACCGACGUCCCCGGGGCUUCUGUGGCAAUUAACAACUGUGACGGGCUGGCCGGCAUGAUCCGCACCGACUCGGAUGAAUACUUCAUUGAGCCGCUGGAGAGAGGCACGCAGGAGCGGGAAGAGAAGGGGCGGGUCCACGUGGUCUACCGACGGUCGGCCGUGCUGCAGGCCUCCUCGGACACGCCCACGGACUACCAGGCCAACGAUCCGGUGCUGGAUGUCCCAGGAGUGCUCCAUAACGUCGCCGAGCAGGUGAACAAGACGGUCCGGAAGCGGCGGCACGCCGGCGAGAACGACUACAACAUCGAGGUGCUGCUGGGGGUGGACGACUCCGUGGUGCGCUUCCACGGGAAAGAGCACGUGCAGAACUACCUGCUCACCCUCAUGAACAUCGUGAAUGAAAUUUAUCACGAUGACUCACUGGGCGUCCAUAUCAAUGUGGUUCUCGUUAGGAUGAUCAUGCUGGGUUAUGCCAAGUCCAUCAGUCUUAUAGAGAGGGGGAACCCGUCGAGAAGCCUGGAGAACGUCUGCCGCUGGGCGUUCGUCCAGCAGAAGGCCGACCCCGAACAUUCGGAGCACCACGACCACGCCAUCUUCCUCACCCGGCAGGGCUUUGGCCCCACUGGCAUGCAAGGGUAUGCCCCGGUAACCGGAAUGUGCCACCCAGUGAGGAGCUGCACCCUCAACCACGAAGAUGGCUUCUCUUCCGCCUUCGUAGUGGCUCACGAGACCGGCCAUGUGCUGGGAAUGGAGCAUGAUGGACAGGGAAACCGCUGUGGGGAUGAAACGGCCAUGGGGAGCGUCAUGGCCCCUCUCGUACAAGCUGCCUUCCAUCGGUACCACUGGUCAAUGUGCAGUGGCCAGGAGCUCAAGCGAUACAUACAUUCUUAUGACUGUCUCUUGGAUGAUCCCUUCAAACACGACUGGCCUCAGCUUCCAGAACUUCCCGGAAUCAACUAUUCAAUGGAUGAGCAAUGCCGCUUUGAUUUUGGCGUGGGAUACAAAAUCUGUACUUCUUUUCGCACGUUUGACCCGUGCAAGCAGCUCUGGUGCAGUCACCCGGACAACCCCUAUUUCUGCAAGACGAAGAAAGGGCCCCCAUUGGACGGGACAGAGUGCGCACCUGGGAAGUGGUGCUACAAAGGCCACUGUAUGUGGAAGAACACCAACCAGGUGAAGCUGGACGGCGCCUGGGGGGCCUGGACCAAGUACGGCUCGUGCUCGCGAUCCUGCGGGACGGGCGUGCGCUUCAGAACCCGCCAGUGCAGUAACCCCGCACCUUCUAACGGGGGCCAGGACUGUCCUGGUGUAAACUACGAGUAUCAGCUUUGCAACACCGAUGACUGUCCCAAGCAUUUCGAGGAUUUCCGUGCCCAGCAGUGCCAGCAGCGUAACUCGCAAUUCGAGUUUCUGGGCGCCAAGCACCACUGGCUUCCCUACGAGCACCCGGACGCCAACAAAAGAUGUCACCUGUACUGCCAGUCGAAGGAAACCGGAGACGUGGCAUACAUGAAGCAGCUGGUUCACGAUGGGACUCGAUGCUCUUACAAAGAUCCGUACAGCAUCUGCGUGCGGGGUGAAUGUGUGAAGGUGGGCUGCGACAAAGAAAUUGGCUCCAACAAAAUGGAGGACAAGUGCGGCGUGUGUGGUGGAGAUAACUCGCACUGCCGGACGGUCAAAGGGACCUUCACUCGCACCCCCAAGAAAGCUGGUUUCCUUAAGAUGUUUCUGAUCCCGCCCGGUGCUAGGCAUGUAAUCAUCCAAGAACAUGAGGCUUCCCCUCACAUUCUUGCAAUCAAGAAUCAAGCCACAGGGCAUUACAUACUGAAUGGGAAAGGAGAGGAGGCGAAAUCAAAGAACUUCAUCGAUCUGGGAGUGGAGUGGGAUUACAUAAUCGAAGACGACGUCGAAACGGUGCACACGGACGGGCCGUUGCACGAUGCGGUGGUCGUGCUGAUUAUACCGCAGGACAAUGAAACGAGAUCGACCCUCAUGUACAAGUACAUUAUACACGAGGACUCGGUGCCGAUCAACAACAACAACGUCAUCCAGGAGGACACGUACGAGUGGGCCCUGAAGAGCUGGUCCCAGUGUUCACGACCUUGUGCAGGAGGGUUCCAGUACACCAAGUACGGGUGCCGUAAAAAGGGCGACAGCAAGAUGGUUCACCGUAGCUACUGUGACGUCAGCAAGAAGCCCAAGCCGAUCCGCCGCAUGUGUAACCUCCAGGACUGCACCCAGCCACAGUGGAUAACGGAGGACUGGGAGCACUGCACCAGAACCUGCGGCAGCCUGGGCUACCAGAUCCGCACGGUGCGCUGUGUGCAGUUCCUGCACGAGGGGACCAACCGCUCCGUGCACAGCAAGUAUUGCAACGGGGAGAGGCCCGAGGCCAGGAGGCAGUGCAACAGGGUGCCCUGCCCCGCCCAGUGGAGGACCGGAGCCUGGUCAGAGUGCUCGGUCACCUGCGGCGAGGGGGUGGAAGAGCGGCUGGUGACGUGCCGGAUUGGAGAUCAGUGCAGCGGGGAGAAGCCGGAGUCCUCCAGGCCGUGCAGGCCCGGGCCGUGUCACGAUGAGCCCUGUACCGGCGAUAAGUCCAUAUUCUGUCAGAUGGAGGUUCUGGCUCGGUACUGCUCCAUUCCCGGCUACAACAAGCUGUGCUGCGACUCGUGCAGCAGGCGGACCAGCACCCUCGCCCCGUACCUGUCCGAGGCCGCCGAGGAGGUCCGGUUCGGUUCGGCUCUGCCCUCCUGGCUCCUCGACCCGUCGUCGUCAGCGGCGGAGGCGGCGUCGUCCAACGGCAGCGCCGGCCUUCCCGCGGGGCCGCUUCACCAAAGCCUUAAAGCGCCCGCCACGCCCGGGAGCUCAGGAAAAGGCGUCCCCGCCACCGUUCCUGCCUCAAAGACAGCCCCGCCCGCCGGCAGCAACAAGACGAGCAGGCGGGUCCCGCAGCAGGCCGGCCGUGGCGGCGGCGGGAAUCCGUCGGCGACGGCGGCGAAAGACGCGACGCCGCAGAGGCGGGGCGGCACGACGGCCCGCCCGCCCCCGGGACCCGCCCCCCCGAGGGCGGAGGCGUCCCAGGAGAGCCGGCGGCCCUCGGAGGUGGAGAGAUGAAGCAGAGGCCUUCCCCCCCUCCCGAACUGUGUGUGUAGAAACCCAGCAGCACCCUGCAUCUUUUACUCAGUAACAUCAGUGUGAAAGAGAGAAAGAAAGAUAGAAAGAGAGAAAAGUGCUGGUUCACUUUCGUCGUGAAGAUUCCUUCUGCGGUUGACCGAAGCAACACUUGUCAUCCUCAUUUCUGUGUGAAGAGAAGCGCCAAAGAUUCUCUGUAAGAAUGGUCGGACUGAUCUUUUGAAUAGCUCGGUUGCCAAGGUUUGCACAUCAGCCGAAGCUAAGAGAUGUCAUGGUGGUAUUCAUUAGAAAGAAAUAUGGUUCUAGUUGUAUAGAAUUACCAAAUCAAGCUAUUUUUGGUUACUGUUUCUCAACUGUUUGUUUGACAAAUAUAUAUUUAUAAGCUGUCCUGUAAAUAAAGUUUAUGUAAAAUGUCAGUAUAAUUUCAAAGAAGGAAAGCUGAUGAUUUUAUAUAUGUUACAAGGACGCAUUGGUGCCUAUCACUUUCCAAAAACCUUGCACACAUAACUUUCUGGAACUAUAGGAAUACAUUAAAAACACUGACAAGUAUCAAUUUCAUAAGUAAUGGGCAAAAUACUGGUGUAACAUAACAUAAACUAAAUACAUAUCAGACUGAAUGAGGAUGUUCUUCAGAAACUAGUGCUACCAGACCACUUACAAUUAAUUAAUGAUUUUAAUUGUCCUUACUAAACAAAGUGUUGUGAGUGUGUGAUAAGCUUGGCAUUUGUAAAACCGCAGUUGCAGUACUGUUAGGUAUUUGGUUUUUGCCACAAAUAUUCAGCCUACCACCCAAUUUGCAUUGCUAUUUCAGUCUUUAAGUAACUCUAUCCAAUUUAAUUUAUGGAUACGGUUUGAUUUAUGGAUAGGCACUGUAUUCUCGACUGACUUGGUGUCAAACAAGCCAAUAAGGGAAAAUGUUGCCAGGAGACUCAUUUCAUUUUCUACAAAUUUUUUGAACACAAACUUUUUUUUGUGUGUGAAUACGUGAAGCUGGACUUACAAAGGCCUUUAUGUAGAACAUAUUGUACAAGAUGUCUUAUGCUUUGUCUGAGAAAGAUUGAGAAAGCUAUUUAUUUUAAGAAGGAUUAUAUCACAACCACAAUGCAUCUGACUGCAAUAGACAUUUAUUUUUUGUUUCAGCUGUGUUCACAGUGCAACCAUUCAUACUCUCUCCUGUGUGUCAAUGUAUAGCACUUGUAUAUAGGAUUGAGAACAUAAAAUAUUUAUUAAAAGCUGACAUUUUUUUGUAUUUGCUGCAUCAUCUGGUAUUUGCCAGUAAUAAUAACCAAAUAUCAAUAUGCCAAUUUUUCAAGGCUAUCUUUUUACCAGCAUAAUUCAGUUCAUUCAUAAAUUCCAUAAAAUUUACACAUUUAGUUAGAAAAAUUUGACCAUAAUUGAGAAGCAAACUGAAAUUUAAAAACGACAAUGUUUUCAACAAGCAAAGUAACUAGUAACUAGUUUACAAAAACAAUGCUCAUAAUUUUGAGAUAAUUUUGUCCCAGAGAAAGCUGUUUGUCACAGCUGUUGUAGUAUUAAAUCGGAAUUGAAACACAACUAAGCUGACUCCUUACAGCAGAGAGUAGUGUUAGUUGACUGUAGUUAGUGUUUUUUUUUUGUUUAUUUGUUUUUUGUGAAAGAGUGGAACAAAGGUAUUAGUUUUUAUGUUGUCCCCCUAAAACAAGGGCUGUUUAACACAAAACAAUAGCUAGACAUGUGUACAGUUGUCCUUUCCAUCUAACAAUUUUAGCACUUAGUGCUUGUUACAUUUUGUUGUCAAUUCAUAAUGUUGUUGACUUGCUGCCUAUAAAGAAUUGCUGCUAAUGUUACACAAGGCUUUCAAGUUCAAAGAGAAGAUAGUUUUUUUUUUGUUUCAUUUUUAGAUUUUAUAUCGACAAUCCCUGAGCCUCAGACAGAUAUACUGUACAGGAUAUGUGUUUUUUGUAUCCCCAGUAUUACCCUUGCUUUUUAAAGUAUUACUGUUCUGAUAAAGUUGGUAUUUCUCAUUUCUAAUCGCUUACAUUUUCUUCUGUUUUGUAGACUUAAUUUAAGUGUUCACUACUGAUGCUGUUUGUUGUAAUGGGGAGCACAUAGCAAUAAAGGAUAUACUAAACUUC
Molecule: messenger RNA, 6039 nt
Organism: Anguilla anguilla (European eel)
Lineage: Eukaryota; Metazoa; Chordata; Actinopteri; Anguilliformes; Anguillidae
Gene: adamts3
Product: ADAM metallopeptidase with thrombospondin type 1 motif, 3
Exons: 22
Coding region: 335-3907 (1190 amino acids)
Biological process (GO): extracellular matrix organization; proteolysis
Cellular component (GO): extracellular matrix
Molecular function (GO): metalloendopeptidase activity
Source: RefSeq, a predicted model, not a curated record